Molecule: messenger RNA, 1711 nt
Organism: Amaranthus tricolor (Joseph's coat)
Lineage: Eukaryota; Viridiplantae; Streptophyta; Magnoliopsida; Caryophyllales; Amaranthaceae
Product: DNA-3-methyladenine glycosylase
Exons: 7
Coding region: 34-951 (305 amino acids)
Biological process (GO): base-excision repair
Molecular function (GO): DNA binding; alkylbase DNA N-glycosylase activity
Source: RefSeq, a predicted model, not a curated record
CCGAAAAUUAAUCAGUGGUUAGUGUAAUUGUUUAUGCUGCUUCCGACUACCAUUCAACUUCUCUUCUUCCCAUAUCAAUUCCGGCGCAAUAACGUUCCGAUGACCAGACCUCAACGUUCCAAACAUCGUACCAAGUCCACCGCCAUUAAUGUAAACGAUUCUCCUGAGGAAAACCCAUCACAAUCUAAACUCAAAUUUCGUUCCUCUAAGUCCAAAUUCAAACUAAAAUCCCCAUUACUACCAGAACGCCCAUUUUCCAACGUUUCUGGGCUUGAUUACCAAAAUCUUACCCUUCUAGAACCUGAUUUUUGCUCUAUUGAUGCUCUUGAUCUCGCCCCUCUUCUUCUGGGAAAGUUUCUUCGACGAGAUGAUGUUAUACUUCAGAUAACUGAGGUAGAAGCUUAUAGGCCGAAUGAUUCAGCUUGUCAUGGUCGCUUUGGUAUUACAGCUAGGACGGCUCCUGUUUUUGGUCGUGGGGGACAUGCAUAUGUUUAUCUCUGCUAUGGUCUUCACAUGAUGCUUAACAUUGUCGCUGACAAGGAGGGUGUCGGGGCUGCUGUCUUGAUACGUUCUUGUGCUCCGGUCAGCGGCUUGACGACUAUUCAACAGCGUCGUGGCCAGAUUACUGAUAAGCCGGUUCUUCUUGCUGGGCCAGGAAAGGUUGGCCAAGCUCUUGGGUUAUCAACUGACUGGUCGAAUCAUCCUCUUCAUGUGCCUGGUGGUUUAGAACUUCUGGAUGGACCAAAGCCGGAAAAAAUACUGGUCGGUCCCCGUGUUGGCAUUGAUUAUGCUUUACCUGAACAUGUAAACGCACUUUGGAGAUUUGCCAUUGCAGGGAGUCAAUGGAUAAGUGCACCGAAAAGCACGCUUAGAUUGCCUGGACAAGAUGCAACUUUUCACCGCAAUGUAAGAGUGUUACAGGUCAUAAUAGAAAAUUGCAAGUCAAAAUGAAGAGAAUAGGGAAAAUUUGUUUGGUUUGCUCUUAAUAAUAUUGUGGAAUGUUGGAGUUUAGUGCUGAUGAAGGGACAACAAUAUUGCCUGACUGGACUAUGAAAACAUGAAUCUAGAAGAUGGAGACUCGAUCCAUCUUGACAAUGUUGACUUGGAUCGAGCUACUUAUCCUUAAAUCUUCGAUACAAGAAAAAAAAGUUCCCGAGGGUGCAUUCUGUUUAUCGUACUCAUGUUUGAGUGUAGGAAAGAUACUAUUAUAAUUAUGCACGAGGAUUCCGUGUUUAAAUUUGAUGUUGAGGCUAAGCCAUCUAAUGCUGUUUGUGUUGUUGACACUGAUGUUGAGGUCGAUUUCGAUUCAAAGGGGAGCUUUGUGCCUUUCAACGGUACAUCAUGGCGGUUAAGUGAAAAGUAGAAUGAGCUGGUUAGAUCGACUAAGGGUUCAGAGCAGAGGGCAGCAGUAUCAAACAUUGAGCAGACAUGGAAUUUCACUGGCCUUAUUCCGUCAAAUUUUCAAUGAAAAGUGUGGUACGUUUCUAUAAUCUCUCAAAUUUUAAAUGACGCCAGCACCAUCAGAGUCUUAACCCCAAGACAUUGGGAUUGAUUGCAUAAACCAACAUAUCUGUGCCAAUAUGGUCGUUUAUAUGGAUUAUUCUUCAUUAUUUUGGCUACAUAAACUAUGUUGAAAUUUGGAAUCUGCUUAAAACAGAAGAGUAGAUAAAUGGGGUUUAAUACAAGAUGCUGUAUGAUCUCUUUUUUAUUA